Messenger RNA from Hydra vulgaris (swiftwater hydra), 2094 nucleotides. RefSeq lists its product as uncharacterized. Lineage: Eukaryota; Metazoa; Cnidaria; Hydrozoa; Anthoathecata; Hydridae. The record is from RefSeq and is a predicted model, not a curated record.
UUAUUAUCGAAAAUGAAUUUUUUCUAUACCAAUAUAUUAAUGUAUCUAUAUGAUUAUGAGUCUUUUUUGUAAAACCAAAUUUUUUAUAUCUACUAUAAAAUGUGAUGAUAUUUAGUAAAUCCAUAAUAAAUUGUAUAUAUCCAAAAUACAAAUCACAGAACUGAUAUUUUUGGUGAAAAAUAAAAAUGUUUCCAUUGAUGCUUUCAUUGAUGUUUAUGCUGGUGGAACGUCCUAGUAGCACUAUAGCCGCUCCAUAUUGCAAAGCUGAGUGGUGCAAUCCUAAUCAUGAGCCAUAUCCUAAUAUAGGUUCCAUUAUGACUGGUUAUAAUAUUUUACAAGGAAACCCAUUUACAUCUAGUGCACUACAUGAUCCUGGUUUUUCAACAGGCUAUAUUUUUGUCCCCACAUACAAAACCUCAUCAGGAGCAUAUGCACUUCAUGGUGGAGUUACAGUGCGACAAGGAGUUCAAUGUAGUCUUUCCUCAAGCUCAGACAUUAUUACCACAGUUGAGGAUUAUGCUAAAAAAAUUGGUGCAAAAUCAUCCCAAGGAUCUAGUUUUACUUCGAACCUCCAAUUUGAAGUUAGCGCUGAACUUAAAGGCGUUGGUGUUAAAACAACAAUUCCACCUCUAAUUGAAUCUGCAUUUUCUUCAAGUAAAGAAUAUAAGAACAAUGAAAUUUUUUUUAUCCAAAAAAGAGGAGUUUUAACUGUACACGAUGCCACCUGUGCAACUUACACUGUUCGAAUAAGCCCUUUUGAUCCACCGCCUUUUGCUGAUGGUUUUGUAAAUGGCUUGAUUAAAUUAAACAACAGUAUUGAGUCAAAGAGAGAGUUAGUGGCAAACGAUUUUAUUAGAGAAUUUGGUACACAUUACCUUCUCCAGACAACUAUGGGUGCCCGUACAGCAGUUUCUCGGCGUUAUUCCCAAGAUGAGUUUAAAAAAAGUACGGAUGAUCAAAUCCAAAAAUGCAACGAAGAUCGUCUUAAACUGACAAUAGCAGGUAUAGGAAACGGUCGCACUUCGCAAAGUUGCAAAGACAUAGACAACGCUGCAAGUAGUAACACUGUUGAUGGCUUUGAGAGAGAAUCUGUAACUUCUUACGGUUCAAAACCUGCUGCUGACCUUGUUUCAUGGUCACAGCAAAAUUUUGAAUCACCGUCACCAAUUAAAAUGGAACUGAGCUCAUUGCUAAAUUUGUUCACCGCAGAUCACAUGAAUAAGCAUCCUAGUAUUAACUACAAAGCCAUAUUAAAAUGGUUUGGACCCUUAUAUUACAACUACUGCGAGAAAAAUAAAGUAGAACUUGGCAUUAAAAGUUGUGAUCCCCAAACUCAAAAUAGCUGUGGUUGGAAUGACAACUGCAUACCAAGACAGCAAGUUUGUAAUAAUAACCCAAAUAAAAUUGGUUUUACUUGUUGCACUCCAAAAUGUCAGUUACUACCUUGCAAAAACGGAGGAACCUGCAAAGACAUUACUGAUAUUACUUGCACGUACCAGUGUUCUUGCCCUCGAGGCUGGCAAGGAACAACAUGCGAAGAAAAAGUUGUCUUUGACGAUAUUUUACGUGCUGAAGUAGAACGUCAAAUGAUGUUAAAUAGCGCAAAAACAAAUGACGAGUUUCGAGAUAUUUUACACCGCUACUUGACAGGGUUGUAUUCAAAUUAUUUCUUUACAGUUAACGCUUAUGACGAAGUGAUUGGUUCAGAAGCACAUUCAGUUAUUGGCACUUAUGUCCAGUUUAUUAAAACCCACAAAAGAAACCUUGUGGUUGGUUGGGCUAAAAAAAACUCUGUUUUCCCACCCACAGCCAAAUUAAAUGAAAUAUCAGCUGCCGUUCAUCGUUCCGUUAAUGGAUUCAAUAAAGAGGCUAAAGCUAGCGCAGAGAAAGCAUGGGGUGUGGCUAACUCGUUCAAAUUCCCGCUUGUUAUGACACAUGUAGUACGAUUUGGCUGUGGUCUGCGUUCGAAAUUUAGUGGCGUUACAAGUUUCCAAAACUUUACUGUAGGAGGGCAUGAUUCUAGCGUCGUUGUUAUGUUUGGAAGUCCAUAAAAAUAGAAAAUCAUUUAAAGAAAUAUAUACAUCAUUCUUGUUA